UAGAAGUUCAACCUAAUUUUCAUUUUUUGCAAAACAACAAUAUUUUUCCUAACAAAGUGAAGUACAGCUUUGUCUAAAGGUAGAUAACAAGGUGGAUAAAACCGAAAAUUAAAUUAUCAAAGCAAUAAUAUUAAAAGAAAUCUGCAUAAAGGGCGAACCGUUUGACUUUUGUGGGGGAGGGGUUGGGUGAUUUGGUAUAGGCAUGACUUCUUGAAUCCCUCUCACGCACUAGGAUUUUUUAACUUGAGCCGUGAAAAUGCAUGAUAUUUUUUUCUCCGUGUAACAUGGUUUUUUCCGCUCAAUGGAGGUGAGUGAAUGGUUUUUUCCGCUGUGUUCGUGUGUACGAAUAUUUGUUCGGUAAAAAAAUAUGCGUGCAGGGUAUUUCUUUUCAAAGUCACCCAGUCCCUCCCCCUUGAAAUUCAAAUGGUCCCCCCUGAUCUCUUCAUAGUGAAACAAGAGAAAUGUCUCUUGAGUGAAAUUAUUGAAUAAAGAAUAGUAUAGAAAAACCGCAUCUGUUUUGGACCUUUGUUUUCUUGACAAGAAAACAGGUGGCAAUUUUUUUUUUACCAUUUUUAUCGGCCCAAAAAAGAAAGUGGUCAAUUUAAGCAGCUUUAAACCCUUAAAGAUCUUAAACCGUCUCGUCCGCGACUGAAGACUAACUUGCGCGACAAUUUACGGUCAGGCUCAACAUUGCUCAGUCAAUUCUUGUAUUAAUUUCAGGUUAUGCAAUGGCAGAAUUCUAUUCAACGUACGUUGUUAACUGUGUGAUCAACGCCUUGUCUUCCUGCACCGCCAUCAUGUUGAACAUUUUAGCGAUCCACGCCAUGAGAAAAACUUUAUCGCUGCCAAAGCCUCUGAAAGCACUGCUUCUAAGUCUGGCUGUUUCUGAUCUUGCUGUUGGAUUAGUGGCUCAACCUUUUAACAUCGGAAUUAUGGUCAUGCUGUUAAAAAACACGCUCCCCCCUAGUUCCACUGGCAAGUUGUAUUCCUUCUUCACACAUAUAUUUAGUUGGACCUCAUUCUUUAACGUUGUGGCCAUAAGUGUAGACAGGCUCUUAGCGAUUCAGCUUCAUCUCAGAUACCAGGCACUUGUGACUCACAAGCGUGUUGUUGCAGUGGUGAUCUCAAUAUGGGUGUUCAGUAUAAUUCUUUCAUCUAUACUGACGUUCCGUUUCAUCCCAAUCAACGAGAUAACCCUUGUAGUUUUAGCCGUCACGAUGGGUCUUUGUGUUAUUUGUACAGCAAUUAUAUAUUGCAAAAUAUAUAUCACUGUGCGACGACACUCAAAAGAAAUUAAUGGUUUGCAAGUACCUCAGCAGGAAGAACGGAAUGGGGAACGAGUAAAUGCCGCGAGGCAGAGAAAAUCUGCCGUCGGUACAUUUUACAUUUAUCUUGUAUUUUUAAUUUGUUAUCUUCCAGAGUAUUGUAGGUUACUUCUUACUAUUUUGUUGCUGCACAAUGCAAAUACCAUUCCCAUGGUUAGAUUUUACUACUUUUCUUGGACUCUGUUGUUUCUUAAUUCGUCUUUAAAUCCUUUAGUUUACUGUUGGAAGAUGAGAAACAUUCGACGCGCUGUCAUGAACAUAAUGCGAAGCAUGUUUUCCAAGUCACAAGGAAAUAACGCUACACUGAACAGCGAUGAAGGCCGGACCAACAGUGUUCCACUGGCGGUUUAUUCACGCUGCGACAGUUAUACCGUAGAUAUGUGAUUUUUCUCAAUUAAUCAAUUUUUCCUUUUUUAUUUCUACUGUUAGUCGGUGAAUCUUGCUUGAAACCAAACUGAUGUAUCACGUUGUCAUUUUAAGGCUGCAGUUGCAGUAAAUAUUUUAGUAUUUUUAACUUAACGGCUAAAUUGAAAGUCAGUUCAGAUUUUCUUUGUACUUGCAUUUACCCGCAAACCGGCCGUGCGGGGCCAAAACGGAAUAUGAAUAUUAAAUACUACAUUAAAAUCGUUAGAGAAUUAACAGAAUUAACAGUCGUUUUUAUAGAAUACUAUUCUUAAUUAAGAAUUUAUUACAGUCGUUCAAACUCCUGCAGAAAGGCACACAAGAUAUGCGAUUAUUUGCUAAUUUUGAAAACUGUCCAAACUAAUUCUUAAUUUGGAUACUCGAUGUAAACAAGUAAGUUAGAAAGUUCCGUACGCAAUAUAAUAAAUUAAAACAGGUAAUACCAGAACAUCGUAGAUGGUAGCGAAAUUCAGAUUGUGAAAUGUUGUACAAACUAAAAUAUAUUCUUAUUUAGCAUGAAAAACCAUUUUACACCUGUAUAGUAUACCUCAUAUCUACUGUUUCCAUUCUAAACUAUGGACCUGUCCUCACUACGUCGGAGAAAUUUGAAAACAUAGCAUUAUUUCCGCGAUGGUUGGGCCUACCGUCCACACUAUAAUCCGUCACGAAAACGGAGCUUUUCGAAAACGCUCUUUAAACCGGAACAAAUAGAAAACGCCGCUUUGCAUUUUAGUAUUGUGUGGACAGAAAACAUCUUGAAAACGGAACUUUUCGAAAACGUUCUUUAAACCGGAACAAAUAGAAAACGCCCGCUUUGCAUUUAAGUAGUGUGGACAGAAAACAUCUUGAAAACGGAACUUUUCGAA
Orbicella faveolata is the source of this 2593-nucleotide messenger RNA. RefSeq names its product melanocortin receptor 5-like. The record is from RefSeq and is a predicted model, not a curated record. Gene Ontology annotation, biological process: G protein-coupled receptor signaling pathway. Lineage: Eukaryota; Metazoa; Cnidaria; Anthozoa; Scleractinia; Merulinidae. Gene Ontology annotation, cellular component: membrane. Gene Ontology annotation, molecular function: G protein-coupled receptor activity.